Molecule: messenger RNA, 814 nt
Organism: Cyclopterus lumpus (lumpfish)
Lineage: Eukaryota; Metazoa; Chordata; Actinopteri; Perciformes; Cyclopteridae
Gene: ndufb9
Product: NADH:ubiquinone oxidoreductase subunit B9
Exons: 4
Coding region: 79-606 (175 amino acids)
Biological process (GO): mitochondrial electron transport, NADH to ubiquinone
Source: RefSeq, a predicted model, not a curated record
AGUACCCAGAAUGCACCGCGCCGAGAAGGUGACAGCAGCGGACGGACAGACCGGGGGCAAAGACGGAGAAAAUAAAAAAUGGCGGCCGCCUAUGUCACCCACCAACAGAAGGUGUUGCGGCUCUACAAGAAGUCCCUGAGACACCUGGAGUCGUGGUGCAUCUUCAGAGACAAAUACCGGUUCUACGCCUGCAUGCUGCGAGCUCGCUUCGAUGACAGCAAGGAGGAGAAGGACAUGAUGAAGGCCUCCAUGAUGCUGAAGUCGGGCGAGGAGGAGUUCUGGUCCAACCAACACCCUCAGCCCUACAUCUUCCCCGAGUCUCCGGGCGGGACGUCCUACGAGAGAUACGAGUGCUACAAGGUCCCAGAGUGGGCGCUGGACCACUGGCACCCCACGGAGAAGGCCAUGUACCCCGACUACUUCUCCAAAAGGGAGCAGUGGAAGCAGCUGAGAAUGCAGAGCUGGGACAAAGAGGUCGCCCAGCUGCAGGCCGAGACUUCAGCCGGAGGCCCCAAGAACGAAGCUCUCCCUCCGGCCCGCAAGGAGGGGGAGCUCCCCCCUCUGUGGUGGCAGUACGUCACCCGCCCCAGGGAGCGCCCCACAUAAACACCCUCCACCUCCCCCGUGGACAACAACAACAACAACAGCAGCAUCAGCAGCACGAAGACUGGCUGAACUAACAUUUGUAAAGCAUGUUUUCAUAGUCGUUCACCUGUGCAGCGGCUGAGAAAACAACCUGAAUUCACACUUUGGGAAAGUCCUGUAGAUGUAUCAAAGAAUACCUGUAACUAUUCCAAUAAAUAAUUAUAUGAUG